Messenger RNA from Physeter macrocephalus (sperm whale), 1191 nucleotides. RefSeq names its product Rab geranylgeranyltransferase subunit beta. The transcript has 9 exons. Gene Ontology annotation, cellular component: Rab-protein geranylgeranyltransferase complex. NCBI's taxonomy places the organism in Eukaryota, Metazoa, Chordata, Mammalia, Artiodactyla, Physeteridae. The annotation marks the transcript as partial. Gene Ontology annotation, biological process: protein geranylgeranylation. The record is from RefSeq and is a predicted model, not a curated record. Gene Ontology annotation, molecular function: Rab geranylgeranyltransferase activity.
AUGCGAAUAUCAACAGAACUACAGGGCGAAAUAAUGAAAUCUAUCAUCACAAUAGAGCCAACAUUCUCUCAAUUACCGAUAACCCACGUAUGUCACUGUGUCAGGAACCCUUCUCCAAAUCGUUACGGAAUGCAAGGAUGUGUGGUGCCAUUAUUUUCUAAUGGGUGCUCAAAAAUGCUUAAGUAUGACAGUCCUAAAGAAAGCACAACUGAAAACAGCUGUGUUAACACACCUAUUAAGACACAGGCCUUGGAAGGUUUUUUGAGGACUCAGAGACAGGGUGAAGUAUUACUUAGCGUUUUCUGCAGAUCUCGCGGCUGCACACGCGGCCAGACUUCCUCCUAUCCGACGGGCCUCAGGGUUCAAGGACCCGUUUUCUUAAUCUCUCAAACAAGCCGGGGCACACCGCAGAAGGAUGUUAUUAUCAAGUCAGAUGCACCCGACACCCUAUUAGUGGAGAAGCAUGCAGAUUAUAUAGCAUCCUAUGGCUCAAAGAAAGAUGAUUACGAAUACUGUAUGUCUGAAUAUUUGAGAAUGAGUGGCAUCUAUUGGGGUCUGACUGUAAUGGAUCUCAUGGGACAGCUACAUCGCAUGAAUAGAGAAGAAAUUCUGACAUUUAUUAAGUCUUGUCAACAUGAGUGUGGUGGAAUAAGUGCUAGUAUUGGACAUGAUCCUCAUCUUUUGUACACUCUUAGUGCUGUCCAGAUUCUUACUCUCUAUGAUAGUAUUAAUGUUAUUGAUGUAAAUAAAGUUGUGGAAUAUGUUCAGAGUCUACAGAAAGAAGAUGGUUCUUUUGCUGGAGAUAUUUGGGGAGAAAUCGACACAAGAUUCUCUUUUUGUGCGGUGGCAACUUUGGCUCUAUUGGGGAAGCUGGAUGCUAUUAAUGUGGAAAAGGCAAUCGAAUUUGUUUUAUCAUGUAUGAACUUUGAUGGUGGAUUUGGUUGCAGGCCAGGUUCUGAAUCCCAUGCUGGGCAGAUCUAUUGUUGCACAGGAUUCCUGGCUAUUACUAGUCAGUUGCAUCGAGUAAAUUCUGAUUUACUUGGUUGGUGGCUUUGUGAACGACAGCUUCCAUCAGGUGGACUCAAUGGAAGGCCAGAGAAGUUACCAGACGUAUGCUAUUCUUGGUGGGUGUUGGCUUCCCUAAAGAUAAUUGGAAGGCUUCAUUGGAUUGACAGAGAGAAACUGCGCAGU